Messenger RNA from Neurospora tetraspora, 1007 nucleotides. Its product is annotated as NADH-ubiquinone oxidoreductase 12 kDa subunit, mitochondrial. Bases 217 to 531 code for a protein of 104 amino acids. The transcript has 2 exons. Lineage: Eukaryota; Fungi; Ascomycota; Sordariomycetes; Sordariales; Sordariaceae. The record is from RefSeq and is a predicted model, not a curated record.
CUGGUUUCCCAGGUGUUCACCCCACACCGUAAAGCUCGAGCCACCAUACGACCGGGGCACCGUUUGGAGCUUGGAGAUGCGCCGUGUUGGUUGCAACGGCAUCAUCGACGAGACGAAGAAGUGUUGGACGAUAAGCUGCGUCCCUUUCUCUACAAGCUUAAUUGACGACAACCGUACUUUCGGUCUUCUCUCGCGAGUCGCCCACGUCUAGCAGCAAUGCCUACUCCCGAAUCGGCGGCCUUCCUGGCCAAGAAGCCCACCGUCCCGCCUACUUUCGACGGCGUCGACUACAAUGAUACGAAGCGCCUGAAGCAGGCCCAGGAUGCCAUCAUCCGCGAGCAAUGGGUCCGAGUUAUGAUGGGUCGCCUGGUGCGGGAGGAGUUGUCCAAGUGCUACUACAAGGAGGGCGUGAACCAUCUGGAGAAGUGCGGACAUCUGAGAGAACGUUACCUCCAGCUACUCUCCGAAAACCGUGUCCAGGGUUAUCUUUUCGAGCAGCAGAACCAUUUCGCGAACCAGCCAAAGCAAUGAUUUCUCCACCAGCAUUCUGAGAACGGACCGGAGGGUACAAACUGGAGCUGAUUUGGGGCUGGAAUGAUAUGGGCAGCGAGAGUUUGCAGGGCAGUGCGCUCGAGAACCGGAGAGCGAGUCAGUCAUGGUCGAACCAGGAAGGGGCCCCAUAUCAUCGCGGACCACCCUUUCAGACAUCCGGCCUCAGCAACCCCCAGAGAGUGCUCGGGCCCUUUUAUGAGACUUACGAGCGGGCAUGUAAAUAUUUACACUACAGCAGAACUCGGCAACAACAGACACACGGAGGACUAGAGGAAUACAGGACUCAAUUUGGCCUCCAUUUUUUGCAGAUAGGUUGUCUGUACAGCUCGCAGGUCUGGACUAUACAUUGCUUAUGACAGCCCUGGGAACCCUGCUGCAGCGGUUCCUGUCCAAUAUCAAAAUUGCCCAAAUGCUAUUUUCCACCCGCCGUAGAAAUUUUUAGCUCCCGUCCCACC